UAUGGCGGCACCGUUUACGUACGAUUCAGCGCUCAAUGCGGCGUCUAUGUAUAUAUGUCUAUGGUCUGUAUGCUCUGCCGGUGUUUUAAUGGAAACUCCGGAUAUGAAUAUAAAUAUAGAUAGUUUGGAUUUGAGCAACGGUCUCGAGAGCGUCCCUGUUUUAAUCAAGAAGAGUUCAGGUGCGCUGACAUUUCCCGUGUUUCAGUAUUCUCCAGAUAACAUUCAGGGACCAGGAUGCACUGUUGACCCCAGUGAAGUCACCCUUCCUGGAUGCUCCUGCAUUUCCCACUUGUGCUUCACUGAGAGCUGCUCCUGCCUGCAGACACAUGGCCAGGCAUACAACAGCACCGGCACACUGCUGAACCUGAGCAGAACACACUCUGGUUACUGCUCACCUGUGUUUGAGUGUAACGCCCUUUGCCCCUGCAGUGAUUUCUGCUCUAACCGGGUGGUGCAGGGAGGACUUAGAUUCAGGUUGGAAGUUUUCAGCACCAAGAACAGGGGCUGGGGGGUACGGACACUAGAGGCAAUCCCGCACGGGACAUUUGUGUGCGAGUAUGCAGGGGAGGUGAUCAGUUUUGAGGAGGCUAGACGCAGACAGCUUGCCCAGAGAUCUGAGGAAAAUAACUACAUCAUUGCCGUCAGGGAGCAUGCAGGCGUGGACUCCAUCACUGAGACGUUUGUGGACCCUGCCAUGGCGGGAAACGUAGGCCGCUUUCUUAACCACUCCUGCCAGCCCAACCUGUUCAUGCAGCCAGUCCGUGUGCACUCUGUGGUUCCUCGACUGGCGCUGUUUGCUGGACGGAACAUUGAUGCACAAGAGGAGCUGACGUUUGACUACUCAGGAGGAUACAGCAAUCAACCUCCUGUGGAGCUGCUGUCCACUCAAAGUGAUGCUGCCAUACAGGCCAGUAGGACAGACGGCCUCCAGAGGAAAGAGUGCCGCUGUGGUGGCAACAACUGUGUUCAGUUGCUUCCACUGGAUUUAUCUAUUCUCAACUGAAAUAAUCUAAAUUUAAUCAUGAAAAUGGAGAAAAGAUUUUUAUAUAAAACUAUGGCUACAUAGUUCUCUCUAUUUCCAGUAAAACCUUGGUUAAUUCAGCCACUGGUUAGAAAAAGAAACAAUCUGUGGCUCCUUCAAGACAAUCAGCUGGAUGAGUCAUGUCUGUGCCCGUCAUUGUUUCCUGUUUGGUUCUCCCUAGUGUCUCUUGAUCUGGUAUUGUCUCCCACUCAAAUGUAAGAUGAUGCAAACUAAAACUCAAGGCAGAAAAAAACAAGACUAUUAUUUUUCUGAGAGAGAAAACUUGUUGACAUUUCUGUCUGUUCUUUCACAAUCCAUUUCAUCUGUCAGGGGAGGGCUUGUCCUGUGUAGGACAAGUGUUUCCCACCAGAUUUACUUGCAGCUCUAAUCUUGUCCGAGCAGGUAUAAACCCCAUUUCUUACACGACACAGGAAUCUGGAAGGAACUGAAGCAUCAUUUGCGCUGACAGAAAUGAGAGGAAUGAUGUUUAAUAGGUUUCUUUUAAUAGCCACAUAGGCCACAGAAUUGAUCUUUACACCCUUGGUUGCCAAAGUUUCAUGCAAUAAGAUGUCAUCAUGCCAGUAAAAACAAAUCAUCAAAAUUCUCAGUUAAAGUAAUAGCUGUCAUGUUUCCAUCAACUUGACAUUUCUUUUCUGUGUUCGUGCGAUGCAGCCUCCUGUUGCAGAUAUUCUCAGCUCCUCAUCGCACUCGAACCUCCAGAGAGGUGGGAGCAAUUAAAAAGAGCCAGGGGGGAUUUUUUUUAUAUAGAAACGGACUUUAUCCCCCCGUCAAAGGAGGGGCGAAGGUGUCCCACUUUAGUGUGACGUUUCUGAAUCAGGAUCCUCUCUGUUCAAUCUGACCCGUUUCUAGUCUAGACCUGCUUUCAUUUUAUUAAUAUCCACAUCUGGGUUAAUUAGGAUGGAGACCGUGUUUCAUCCAGAAUUGGGACCAGUGCUCCAGCUACACUGGGGCUGAGAGAGACUAAAUGGUGGGAGGAGAUAGAAGCCCUGUGCUGAUCGGAGACCACUGUCAAGUUGAUUGGUUUCUGUGUCACCCAGUGGACCGGUUAAAGGCGCAGUCGUUGUUGUUUUGACCCAUAUUUUCUCCUCUGUGAGGGUUACCUGAGAUUUCUUUCUGUUUAAAAUGAGCUGUUCUUUGCAUGGACCAAAUAUAAUAUGUAAAUUUUAAGCUACAAGAAGCAUCUGGUUAGCUUAGCUUAGCACUAGCAGUAACCUUACUGCACCAGAACCAUCUGGGAAGUCGUUGGAAAAAGGGGCGAGCACUUUCAAAAAAAUACAGGCAAGGUGAUUGGAUGAAUAAUGUCUUCAACCAAUCAGAUAACACAGUCAAACUCUUACCUAAGCCUGAAGUCAGAAAAGGAUCACAAACAUCUUUCUUCUUUGGAUGAAUAAAUACUCUCCACAUUGGAAAUAAUUGAUGCAAGCAGCAUCUUUUUACCAGACACCAUUGUUGUUUUCUGGCAAUUACACACAACCUUGCAAUAGACCACACAUGUAGCUCAUCUUGUAGCUGCCUCUACUUCCCCACAAGCUGCUGACUGGUCUGUAACCACUGUUCAAACACAGGCGCAUAGCUUGAAGCCUGGCAAGAUGGAUUCUUGCUUGAAUUUGUCGUCUAGCUGCCUCACAAGGUUCAUGGGUCACCUGCCACUGUCCUAAAAAACUAAAUCCACCCACAAUAGUUUAACAUGUUGUAUCUCAUCCGUUUAAUCUGAACUGACUGUAGAGUGUAAAAAUGAGACACUGUGACUUGUCUUGCCAUAACCAAUCUCAGAACCCACAGUGACAGUGAUUUAGCCUCUGGGGGCAAAGACCCAUGUUUCUAGGCUUCCUGUGUAGUCCAUAUCCACUGACUACACAGGAAGCCUAGAAACAUGGAUCUUUGCUUUGGAUCCAGAUAAGAGAUAACCAGGUCAACUUCCUCCAUAGUCCAAUUGGCAACCUAAGACGAGAAAGACACAAUUCCAGUAUUCUCUGUAAACUGAUAUCUGCAUGUGAAUGGAUUUAAGCUAAGUUAAUAAAAUGCUAAAAAACGAAA
Molecule: messenger RNA, 3079 nt
Organism: Larimichthys crocea (large yellow croaker)
Lineage: Eukaryota; Metazoa; Chordata; Actinopteri; Sciaenidae
Gene: setmar
Product: SET domain and mariner transposase fusion gene
Exons: 2
Coding region: 2-1003 (333 amino acids)
Cellular component (GO): nucleus
Molecular function (GO): histone methyltransferase activity; protein binding; zinc ion binding
Source: RefSeq, a predicted model, not a curated record